AUUCAGGGACGUUCAGUGGCGCCGCGACGCUCCUUGGUUUGACUUUUAUUUUUCAGUUGAGUUCCCCGACUCGGAGACUUAAGCGUGUCGUGAGUAUAGAGUUUCGAGUUUGGGGUGAAGGGAUUAGGGAAGAGGUCUUGGGAAGAAAAUCUGAUGAGGGAGAAAUAACUGCGGAAGCAGUGCGGAGGAGAGGGACGUGGGCCUGGAAUUUGGGGUCUGUGGAGGUGCUGGGGACAGGGAGAGGAAAGUUCGAAUCUGCAAAGGGAGAGACCUCGCGAGUGCUGGAGGGUUGGGACCUGGAGCAGUGAGGGAGUCGAGAAUGGGAUGAAUUGGAAAAAGGAGUACAAGAUUCGGACGUCCUGGAGGACUGAAGAUUUUAAGCAGAUUAUACCAGAUAGAGGAACAUAACGGAACAUCAUCUGACUUGCUCAGAAUCAGAAGUGAGUGACAGAGCAUGCUUGAUAAGAAAGCUUUCACCAAAGCAAUAAAAAAUCAUCCUCUCUUCCCCUCUCCGCCCCCCACCCCCUGUCAGUCAUGUAACAUGGUGUGAAAAAGACAGCAUGAACUUUACCCCAACACACACCCCUGUCUGCAGAAAGCGAACAGUUGUCUCCAAACGUGGUGUUGCCAUCAGUGAUUCCACCAAGAGGAGGGGAAUGGCAGAUUCACCGGAGUCAACCCCCUUGCCUUCCCUAGAAGAUCGCCUGGCCAAACUCUGUCCUUCUAAGGAGCUCUUUGAAUAUUAUCAAAAGAAGAUGGCUGAGUGUGAGGCAGAAAAUGAGGACUUAUUGAAGAAACUGGAACUCUACAAAGAAACUUGUGAAGUACAGCAUAAACUUGAAUGUGAUUUACAGCAGAGAGAGGAAGAGAUUGCUGAAUUGCAGAAAGCUCUAAGUGAUAUGCAGGUCUGCCUCUUCCAAGAACGGGAACAUGUUUUACGCCUCUACUCAGAAAAUGACCGACUGAGAAUCAGGGAACUAGAAGACAAGAAAAAGAUCCAGAAUCUCUUGGCUCUUGUGGGAACAGACGCUGGAGAAGUGACCUAUUUUUGUAAGGAGCCUCCUCACAAAGUCACCAUUCUCCAAAAGACUAUCCAGGUUGUGGGUGAAUGUGAGCAGAGUGAAUCUUCAGCUUUCAAAGCAGAUCCUAAAAUAAGCAAAAGAAGACCAUCAAGAGAGAGAGAAGAAAGUUCUGGGCAUUAUCAAAGAGACAUACAGACGCUGAUCCUACAGGUGGAAGCACUGCAGGCUCAGCUGGGAGAACAGACCAAACUUUCUCGAGAACAAAUGGAAGGGCUCAUGGAGGAUAGACGGAUUCGCCUCGAGGAAAUACAAGUUCAGCACCAGAGAAAUCAGGACAAAAUCAAAGAACUAACCAGAAAUCUUCACCAUACCCAAGAACUGCUCUAUGAGAGCACCAAAGAUUUUCUGCAACUCAGAUCUGAAAACCAAAAUAAAGAGAAGUCAUGGAUGCUUGAAAAAGAUCAUUUGAUGUCAAAGAUUAAGCAAUAUAGGGUGCAGUGUAAGAAGAAAGAAGAUAAAAUUGGAAAAGUGUUGCCUGUUAUGCAUGAGAGUCAUCAUGCCCAAAGUGAAUAUAUUAAGUCCCUAAAAGACAAGUUAGUACAAGAGAAAAAGCUCUCCAAUAUGUAUCAAGAGCAGUGCAUUUCCUUAGAAGAAGAACUUGCCCGAAUUCGUGAGGAAGAGGGAAUGAGGAGAGAGAUCUUCAAGGAUCGCACUAACAAAUUGGGGAAGCGUUUGCAGAUAAUGACAAAACGCUAUGAAGCAUUGGAGCAGCGACGUAUCUUGGAAGUAGAAGGCUUUAAGACAGAUAUUAAGGUUCUCCGACAGAAACUGAAAGACUUGGAGCAAAUGUUGUAUAAGGUAACAGUUAAUGCCCUGGCAAAUCAGGAUCUCGCCAUUCUGUGUGAAGUCCGUGACAGCAAUAGACGGGCACAUAAGAUACAAGGAGAAUUGAAGAAUCUUAAGUCCAAAGUGUUUGGUCUGGAGAAUGAACUUAGAGUCUGUUGAUGUCUACUUUUGGAAAUGGCCCCCAUUUGGAAGAGGUGUGCUUCUUGCAACCUGAGGACAAGGUCAUCUGCUGCCAGAAAAUGUAGACCUGAGUUGACUAGAGUGGUGGUAUUCAUUAUUAUAAAGACAGGGUGA
Cebus imitator (Panamanian white-faced capuchin) is the source of this 2162-nucleotide messenger RNA. RefSeq names its product coiled-coil domain containing 77 (gene CCDC77). Lineage: Eukaryota; Metazoa; Chordata; Mammalia; Primates; Cebidae. The transcript is spliced from 13 exons. The record is from RefSeq and is a predicted model, not a curated record. Gene Ontology annotation, cellular component: centrosome. Bases 561 to 2027 code for a protein of 488 amino acids.